Molecule: messenger RNA, 319 nt
Organism: Paramecium sonneborni
Lineage: Eukaryota; Ciliophora; Oligohymenophorea; Peniculida; Parameciidae
Source: the annotation of a GenBank genome assembly
GAUUUAGACUUUAAAAAUGAAGAUGAAUUGGAAACAGAGUAAAGAAGAUAUGAGGAAUGAUGAUAUUGAUAUAAGGAGAGAAUUAAUAGAUUGAAUAGUUUCAUUUUUUUAUGAAUUGUAUAUUGGAAAUUCAAACUGAAAGAGAAGAAGUGAGAUGAUGAUGAAGAGAAUUAUGUAGAUGAUGAUAAAGAGUAAGAAAAAUGAUAAAAAGAAAUGGGUAAGGAUAUGAAUGUGAUUUAUUGAAACAGAAGACAUCAAGCAAUAAUUAAAGAGGUGAUAAGAAGAAAGGGUAGAAACCAGGUUGUACAUAAUAAUGAAA